ACCACGAAAAGUCGGCUCUUUUAUACGCCGUUUUUCGUUCUCCCCCUUCUUCAAGUUGAUGAUCUGACUUGCAAUUUGAAUAAGAGAUGGCUACCGAUGAUAAACUCCCAGAAAUCCCAUCGUCGUUAGAAGGCUGGAAAGAGCGAUUUCUUCUCCCAACUGUUUUUGCAGGAAUUGCUGGUGCUGGUGUUGGAUCGAUAUCGAGACAUCGUAAAGUUCAAGGUCUUGCUAAAAUUUCUUCGACUUAUGCAGCUAACUUUGCCAUAGUCACCGGUUGCUAUUGCGGUGCACGUGAAUUUGUAAGAGUGAACAGACAUUCAGAUCCUGAAGAUCUAUUGGACUCAGCAAUUGCAGGAUUUGGCAGUGGUGCAAUCUUAGGACGCCUUCAAGGGGGACAACUUGGGGCUGUUCGUUACUCAAUUGUUUUUGCGAUUGUAGGAACAUCAGUGGAUUAUGCUACGAUUAAACUCAAACCUAUCAUGAAGAAUUUCAGUGAAUCUAUCUACCAAAAUUCUCAGAAGGAUGGGGGUUGGUUCAAGAUUCCUGAAUGGUCUCCAAUUAAAGUGCUCGAUGAGGAAGCUCUCGCUGCUAAAAAAGUACGGGAAGAGAAGCUAAUUGCUCAAAGGAACAAUCUAAAUAAUCUUUCUAAAGAGUAAAAUUGAGUGUUAGUUCUUACUACUUCUAGUUGGAUUUUGGUUUAUACUGUUAAAUAUUCGUGUUAUUUUCAUGAUACAAAUGGGGAAACAAAGAUGGUAUCAAAUUCCAAUCCAACUGGAACUGAUCAUAGUUUUCAAGUUGACUAUUAAAUCGUAGUCAUAAUUUUAUUUAUUUGUUUA
Molecule: messenger RNA, 836 nt
Organism: Impatiens glandulifera
Lineage: Eukaryota; Viridiplantae; Streptophyta; Magnoliopsida; Ericales; Balsaminaceae
Exons: 4
Coding region: 87-656 (189 amino acids)
Biological process (GO): protein insertion into mitochondrial inner membrane
Cellular component (GO): TIM22 mitochondrial import inner membrane insertion complex
Molecular function (GO): transmembrane protein transporter activity
Source: RefSeq, a predicted model, not a curated record